This is a messenger RNA of Lepisosteus oculatus (spotted gar), 2456 nucleotides long. It is a transcript of the gene and1, whose product is annotated as actinodin1. The record is from RefSeq and is a predicted model, not a curated record. Lineage: Eukaryota; Metazoa; Chordata; Actinopteri; Semionotiformes; Lepisosteidae.
AGAUGUUCCCCUCUUCGGUUCUGACACAGAAGGUCUGAGGGAAGCACAUUGGCGCCUAGUGCUUAAUUUGCAACACCUCAGAGCUGAACCUUGAGGGCCACUGGCUCUUCAAAGGUUUUCUUCCUUCAUCUGCAAGGAGUCAAGUAUCCAUUUUCCCUUUUCGCAGAAUUUGGAAGAGCGGAGAUCAUGGCGUGUUUAGGAAGUAAAGCCUUUUCCUGCGUCUUCGCUGGAGUGCUGCUGGCAACUGCGUUACUGCCUGACUUGCUGGUGGCCAGUCCAGUAGGACAGCGCCUCAAGGGGGAUGCGGGGGACAAAGAGACAGCGGGUGAGGAAAAUGCUCAAACAUCUGGCUUUCUCAAAAAGCUGGUUCGCUCCAGACGAAAUAUCAGCUGGUAUAAACAGCACGCUGAUUUCUGGGGCUGGUACAAAUACUUCACGGACAAUGGAAACCAGGAGGGAAUUAAUGAGCUGGAUCGUGUCUACCUGCAGUACCUGCAGAACAAGAACCGGGCGGAGGGCCGCCGUUCUUAUGACCUCUAUCUCCGCCACCUGUCAGAGGUGUACAAGGCCUGUGCCAAUUCUGACGACCCCGAGUGUAUCUCUGAGCUCACCAGCAAGCCCAAACCCAAACCCGAGGUACCAAAGCCCGCCCCAACUAAGGGGUGUGACCCAUACAGAGAUCCCAACUGCCAGGCCUCUCGAGCCCCUGUAAUGUUCCCUGCACCAUACAAGUCCACGCCUAUGGGCUACUACUACUAUGUUCCAGCCCCCCAGCCACUCCUGUCUGCCCAGCAAAAAGCUGAGCUGCUGCGGAUCUGCAACCCCUCUGAUAUCGAAUGCUUGCAGUAUCACCUGCGAGCUGCCUAUGGGUACAAGACUGUGGUGCCCACUGUGUCUGCUCCAUCCUAUGCAUAUCUUGGAUGUGACCCAGAGAAAGACCCCUACUGCAUGCAAAAGAAAAAGAAGGCAGAAGUCUAUCACCAGUACCCAAACUGUGACCCAGAGUAUGACCCCUACUGUACCCCAGAACGAGCCCAGGGGCUUCAGAUGCCCUCCCAGCUAAAUCGCUGCAAUCCCCUCUUCGAUGAAAACUGUAACCCCCUGACUGCUACCAGGAUGGUUGUGCCCCCCAAACCAGAAUGUGACCCCUACUAUGACCCCAGCUGCAGGCAGGAGUAUAGGCCUAAGGAUGAGCCAGCACCCAGCAAUGGCUGCGACCCUCGAUACGAUCCUUACUGCCUCCAGAGCCCCAGUGCUGUGCAAACUGAGGCACACCAUGACCCUCGGCACUACCCCAGGAUCAAGGGCAAGACGAAAGAGGGCUAUGACUGCUACAUGUACUAUGAUGAAGAGUGCUACCCAGUGCACAGCUCGAGUUCCUCCCGUGCAAGCGCUGCCAGCACCAUGCAAGACUGUGAUCCCUAUGACCCCAGCUGCCCACUCUACUACAGUGCAAACAACCCCAGACGGUCGAUGAAUGAGAGCCCAAACACCGAGUGCCAUCCUUAUGAUCCCUCCUGCCGGAAGCCCAGCCCACAACAACCCAGGGCCCCUGAGACCUACCACCCUGAGCACAAUCCUGCUGGUUACAGAGAAGGGGUGAUUGAGCCUGACCCUGACUGCGACCCCGAGUACGACCACAACUGCCGCCUUCGCAGGAGUGGGGCCAAGCCUGCCCAGGAUGCACCACACCAAGAGAGCCAAGCAGCUGAUGAGCACAAAGAAGAGGAGCCACAGCCGAGCUAUGAGCAGCAACAAUAUGACCCUUAUCAGGACAGGCAGGAAGAUCCCUACAAUCCAUACGCCGGGUACGAAGGGCAAGAUCACCAUGACCCCAGGUACGAAGCGGCCCAGAAAGGGUACGAGGACCAGUAUCCUAGAUACGAUGAGUCGCACGGCCACUACGAGUCAUCGAGCCAUGACAGCGCUGGGGAGUACAAGAAAAAAUAAAAACAACCCAACAAAAAAAGCAUAGAACAAGCCAGAUUGGUGAGCCAUGCCAUCUGCAAAACAGAGCAAUCAUUGGAAAGUGCAAUGUUCUAGCAGUGUGCGAGCACCUGAUUGGGAUUAGACAAUGCUUCUGAAUUUGUGAAUUUGCUCGAUUGUCUGAUGCUGUGGAGUUACUGCAUAAUAUGGGUAGCUACCCCUGUGGUGAACAUUGCCAAUGUGUAUCACAGCCUGCGAUGUUCUUCUGAAAUCUAUUUGUUUGUGUUUCCAUUAAAAACUAAGUCCAUAGUUAAGAGCCUUUGUACUAUCUUGAUAUAAUGUGCAGUGUACUUGAAUACGUACAUUGCUCUCUUUACUGAGCUUUCUUUCUAAUUUGUUUUCCAUUUGUAUUGUGUGGGUACUUCUCUCCGGGAAUAUUUAAUAAAUUUCAUUUUCCUGAAAUUUGCAUUUACAAACCCCUUUUACACGAUGUAAGAUUUUUUGAUGUUACAAAUAAAAGGCUUUGAAUA